AUGGCCGCCUGUGGGCUGCUCCUGCCCCGGAGGCUGCUCCUGCUGGGGAUGGCCGCCCUGGCUGCGUCCGCUCCGGAGUCAGCCGACCUGGUGGACCUGUGCGGGCAGGCGUGGCGCGGGGACGCGCUGCUGCUGCGCUCGCACUCCGCGUCCCGCAAGUUCUACUUCGUGGCUCCGCACACGGACUGCGGGUUUUGGAUGCACGCAGCAGCCGCAGGCGACAGAAUCCGCUUCCAAUUCCACUUCUUCCUGGUCUACAGCCUGACCUCGGGGGCCGGGGGGCCCAACUCUUCCCUGGCGCCCGCAGACCCGUGCGCCCCCGGCUCCUACCUGCAGUUCUACGAGGGGCCGCUGGGGGCGCCCCGGCCCCUGGGGCCUCCCCUCUGCGGCCUGACCAUCCCGGCCCCCGUGGCAUCCUCGGGACGCUCCCUAGGGCUGCGCCUGGUCACUAGAGGCCGCCAGCCCCGCGUGGACUUUGUGGGCGAAGUCACCUCUUUCCGGCUGGGACCCUGUGGAGCCUAUUUCCGCUGUCAGAAUGGCAGGUGCAUCCCACCGAGCCUGGUGUGUGACCCCUGGGGCAUGGACAACUGUGGUGACGGCAGUGACCAGGGCUCCUGGCCACCAGCCAGCUGUAGAGGCCCUGGGUUACACGGGAUGGCGCUGGCCUCCUCUCUGCUGCUGGCCUCUGCUGGCCUCCUCGUGGGCCUCCUGUGGUGCUGCUGCUCCCUGGGCUGGCUGGCCUGGGAACCUGGGGUCCAUGGCCUCCGCCUCCGACGCAGUACACCCUGCAACAUCUGCCACAUGUGUCCUGACCGGGUUGCCCCUGGGGGGCUACGGCAGAGUGGGCUGGCCUUCCAGGAUCGGGAGACCGUCCCUAGAGAGGCUGUGGGGGUCUGGGGACGAGAGUGGGCUCUGGGGCCAGACAUGCCCUGA
Messenger RNA from Marmota flaviventris (yellow-bellied marmot), 933 nucleotides. Lineage: Eukaryota; Metazoa; Chordata; Mammalia; Rodentia; Sciuridae. The record is from RefSeq and is a predicted model, not a curated record.